This is a messenger RNA of Neoarthrinium moseri, 387 nucleotides long. RefSeq lists its product as uncharacterized. The transcript has 2 exons. NCBI's taxonomy places the organism in Eukaryota, Fungi, Ascomycota, Sordariomycetes, Amphisphaeriales, Apiosporaceae. The record is from RefSeq and is a predicted model, not a curated record. The coding region runs from base 1 to 387 and encodes 128 amino acids.
AUGUUGGACAGCGUCUUCCCCCCGCAGGACCUCAGCCUCCUGCAGCGCAUGAUCUUCAUCUGGGUCUUUAUCGCUAGCGGCCUCGUCGUUACCGUCCAGGUGUCGCAGUCGUGGGCCGACCCGCGCCCGCGAUGGACUGUGGUCACCCCGGAAAAUAAGCCGUACUGGUACACCUACUACACACUCGUCGCCUUCCUCUUCAUGCAGAUCGCCUACGGGCCGCUGCGCUGGCACCUCGAGGGCGUGCUGCCCUGGAGCCUCGAGGUGCACGUCCUCGACGCCCUGUGGAUCGGGCUGCUGAGCCUCGAGGCCUGCAUGCUGGCCUACGUCUUUACCCUGCGCAUAUCGGCCGCGCUGAGGAGGCAGGAGAAGGUCAAGGAGCUGUAG